Molecule: messenger RNA, 3614 nt
Organism: Megalops cyprinoides (Indo-Pacific tarpon)
Lineage: Eukaryota; Metazoa; Chordata; Actinopteri; Elopiformes; Megalopidae
Gene: eya2
Product: EYA transcriptional coactivator and phosphatase 2
Exons: 17
Coding region: 411-2093 (560 amino acids)
Biological process (GO): cell differentiation; multicellular organism development; positive regulation of DNA repair
Cellular component (GO): nucleus
Molecular function (GO): protein tyrosine phosphatase activity
Source: RefSeq, a predicted model, not a curated record
UCCUGGAAGCUUAUCAUAACGCGUCUUCGAAGGUGUAUUCAAGUAGCACCUUCAGCUCGACCUGUGUUUUUGUGGGCACCAUAAAUCUUAGUUUAUACUGACGUCAGAUCAACAGACCUUGACUUAAGCGCCUUUGCAAAGCUUGAAAACCGAACAGAAAGUGACACUCGGGAUGCCGCGUAAAGCACUUCAUUUACUGCAGUAAAUACUUUCAGACAGGGACAGUCAUCAGGAGGGAACCUGGACCAACUCUUUUGCUGCACUUAGGUCAUACUCCUUCAGUCCCUCAACUGUGGACCAGUACAGUCUACGAUUUGGAGACGGAUUCAGUGCGCAAUAUGGAAAGCCCCCUGGGCUGAGGAAGAUUGGCAGUUUUCUCUUUCUCUAUACGCAAGUAAUGGUUUAGGGAGAUGCUAGAUCUGGUGACCGCAUACAACAGAACUGCAGAAGCCCUGAGCCCCGUCCACUGGAAACAGAGUUUGCCGACGACCAGCGCGUUUCCCUCGGCCCUCCAUGGCUCAGGUAAGCUGAAGGCGAGUAACUUGAGUGACAGAGUCGCGACAGGAACCAACUACGCUUCAGAGCCAGGUGACAUUUGGGUCUCCACAUUAGACUCCACCUUCCACCCCACCCAUAUUUCCAAGUCAGCUGGUGUAAACUUAGCCAUGGCAGCGUAUGGUCAGACGCAGUACAGCCCGGCUAUCCAACCCGCCGGGCCCUACACACCCUACCCCCACCACACACAGGGCUACAGCAUGCCCUACAACAUCAAGACGGAGGACGGCCUGGGCCACUCUCCGGGACAGAACGGCCUGCUGGGAUACCCGUCGAACUUCAGCAGCACGCCGCCGAGCCAGGCCCUGUACAGCUACUCCUCGCACGGCAGCAGCAUUUCAUCUGGAAUUUUCCAGGGAGCCAAUGGGAUCACUAGUUCUACGCCUUUCAGCCCCUCCCAGCAGGAUUUCACAGCUUACUCUGCCUACAGCCAAAGCCAGUACCCUCCUUACUACAGCUCACACUACAACAACCCUUACCUCACAGCCAGCAACGUCAGCCCCACUGCCAUAACUACUGCAAUACCCUAUCAGCAUCCAGACCACGCCCCCGUGGUCACUAACCACAGUCCAGAGUCACUGGCAGGAGAGUACCACCCACCUCCCAGCCCCCCCACUCCAGGCAAAGAGCAGGAAGGAGUCCCCGCCCGCCGAGGCUCUGAUGGCAAACUGAGGGGGAGGAAGAGAACGAGUGACCCAGCACCUCCCCUGGACUCCGACAUUGAGCGCGUGUUCGUGUGGGACCUGGACGAGACCAUCAUCAUUUUCCACUCCUUGCUCACUGGCACGUUCUCCACGCGUUUUGGCAAGGACUCUGCAAAGGCCGUGUCCCUGGGCUUGUGGAUGGAAGAGAUGAUCUUCAAUUUAGCUGACUCACGGCUCUUCUUCAACGAUCUGGAGGAAUGCGACCAAGUUCAUAUUGACGACGUGGCGUCGGAUGACAAUGGGCAGGAUUUGAGCACCUACAACUUUGGUGCAGAUGGUUUCCAGAGCCCAGCAGGGGGCGCUACAUUAUGCCUGGGAUCGGGGGUUCACGGAGGCGUGGACUGGAUGAGGAAACUGGCAUUCCGGUACCGCCGGGUCAAGGAGAUGUAUAACACCUACAAGAACAACGUCGGAGGCUUGCUGGGCAGUCCGAAGAGGGAGGAGUGGCUUCAGCUGCGCAGAGAGAUGGAGGUUUUGACAGACCUGUGGCUCACGCAGGCAGUCAAGGCCUUGGCCCUCAUCAACUCCAGGCCAAAUUGUGUGAAUGUGCUGGUCACCACCACCCAGCUCAUUCCAGCCUUGUCCAAAGUUCUCCUGUACGGCCUGGGCACGGCUUUUCCCAUUGAGAACAUCUAUAGCGCCACCAAGACAGGAAAGGAGAGCUGCUUUGAGCGGGUGACGCAGCGGUUCGGUCGGAGGGCCGUGUACGUGGUGGUGGGUGAUGGCGUUGAGGAGGAGACUGUUGCCAAGAAGAAAAAUAUGCCAUUCUGGAGGGUGUCGUGCAGAGCUGACUUGGAGGCCCUUAGCCAUGCACUGGAGCUCGACUACCUCUAGGGGGCAAUGGCUGCCCUACCUCCACUUACUUUUCCUGUCCCUGUCCUUGUAGCCUAGCAGUCAAACAGUUGGGCUCACUGUAAGCCACAACACUAAGUCAAGAGAAAGGGGACCAAUCUUUGUAUCAGCAGGGAAUUACGAUUUUACUGGAAAUUCCACUGGGGCCACAAUGCAACAAGUGAGACGAUUCAAGGCAAAAAAAAAAAAAAAAGACUUCUUCUGAGGGAAACACAUCUUGCAUUGAACUUGAGAACAUUGUACUGAAAAGGGACCUUAGAUGGGAAUGAUCACUUUUUUUGUUUUUCUUUUUUUUUGCGUGAAAUGAAUCCUUGAUGAUACGGUUAACACAGGAAGCAGGUUUUUUUUCUUAUAGAAGACAACGGGACUUCAGAAGGUUAGUCAAUCAAGGCUUGUUCUUUACUGAGGCCAAUAUAAAAGGACUCUGAUCCGGGUCGCAAGAUUGGCAUUCAUCUUGUUCAGCCCUGAUAACAACUGUUUUGCAGGAUCGAUGACUUUGGGAAAUGUGAUGUGGGCAACAUAUAACUGUACUAAAAACUCAUAGAUACUGUUAAAUUACUUUGAUAAUAGAGGGGUCUGGGGUUUGCUAUAGUUUAGGGAGAUGUAGGAAUAACCUAUGGAUUUUUUUCCAUUUCAUGUGAUUCAUUUUUAAACCUGUAAGACAGACAUAUCAGAGGAAGUGAAGGAAGUGUUUUGUGUUGACGUUCCUAUCAUUGCAGGACAUCAAGCCAGGACAUAGGCAACUCAUAAAUGGGCUCUAUAGAGAUGAUCAAAUACAUGGAAAAGGGUGUAAAAAUCUGAAAUGUUUUGACACUUACAUGGUUUAUAUUACGUUAGGUAAUUUAUAAGAAUAUUAUUCAAUUAAUGAUCACUACAACAUCUCAUAACAGUCAGUUUCAAUCUUGAAUACAUUUAAUGAAAAAAGUAGACUGUCAGUGAUCCUUAAUUGGGUUAUGGUAAAAGAAACAGAUGGUGCCAAAACACUACUGGGUGUUAGGCUAUAAUUUCUUACUUUUUCCUUUGUCUUCGCUCAACUCGGUGGAAUCCUUCUAGAUGACAAGCAGGCAUCCCUUGAAAAUGCACAGCAGUACAGAUCAAGCCCAUUGGACCGCAUACGCAGUACGUGUUGAAUGACAGAACAGUUGUUUAAUUGCGCUUUUCAGUAUGAAAUCUGUGUUCACAAUCAUCUCAGGGCCAAGGCCCAAACUGUGUCUGACAGGAUGAAAAGUGUGUAGAGUCUCAAGUCAAGAGGGUCAGUCUCUGCAACAAGUCAUUCCAGCUCUCAGUCAAAAUCUACGACUAAUAUGUCUCAUUCUUUCUGCAUCGACCCUCGACUGUGGGUGCACCCUUAGCUGCUCACUGGGACAAUCACUUAAUUUAUGAAAUAUUCUUUUUUUUCUCCCUGGGAGGCCUCCUCAGCACUAGGAAAUGUGUUGAAAGUAAAGACUGUAAAGUAUGGACAUUUGGAUCCUCUGUAAACGCUGGGCAUCAGUGUCAAAAAUU